This is a messenger RNA of Morchella sextelata, 3042 nucleotides long. RefSeq lists its product as uncharacterized. Gene Ontology annotation, cellular component: nucleus. Gene Ontology annotation, molecular function: methyltransferase activity. Lineage: Eukaryota; Fungi; Ascomycota; Pezizomycetes; Pezizales; Morchellaceae. The transcript has 4 exons. The record is from RefSeq and is a predicted model, not a curated record. The coding region runs from base 1 to 3042 and encodes 1013 amino acids.
AUGGCAGGCGGCUUUAAAUUGGGAUCUCGGAGACGGAGAGACGAGGGUGAUAUUGAAGAUUCCGAUUCGUCUCCACCCCCACGCAAAGUAAAGACAUGUCUCACCAUAGACCUUACGAAAGGUCUAGAAGACCAAGGGUCAUCCCAGGGGAGACGAAACUCAAGUGUUGAGAAUGAGUAUCCUCAUGGUUAUAUGUCCAGCUUUGAAAUGGAGCCACGAACUCUCAGCUCUCAGUCUCAUGAACAGCCUCAGCAGCAUGUCCAACCCAGCAAUCGGAUAGCAUUCGAUAACGAGCGGGCCGAGUGGUACAAAGGCUCUAAACCAUUAUCGUCUCUCAAAACCGGCAUGUUCGAUAUACCAGGGCUGAAUAACUGGGAAAUUGGUAGUUUCAGUGGAUCUGGAUCCCCAACUCCCGGCAUAAGAUCUCCAAGCCCUACCUUCAUGCCAAUUCCAUCCGAUAAUCUUCGGCCACUUAGAACGCCUACCGGAAAUAAUUGCUCAACACCUAGCCGCAAGCGUGUCGCUGCUACACCGCUGCCGCCACCGGAAGAACAUUUCAGGGAAGAAGAAAUCGACGCAGUGAUUUAUAAAGGUUACACUCUCCGCGAACGGAAGGCGGUUGAACUUGAGGAUGGAACUUUCCUGCGAAUUCACUCAAUCCUUAAUCGAAUUGGUGGUGAUGGGGAGGAGGAAGUCUUUCUUAGGGGCGCAAAAUAUAAAAGAGCCCGUGACUUCAUGGGGCUUUUAGGAUUAAAGAAGAAUGAAGUUGCCUUAAGCUCAGCUAGCGAAACGGUCUCAAUCUCGAAAGUACUCAGAACUAGGAUCCUCAUCAUGACAAAUGCAGCUUUUCCAAAAUACAGGGAUGUCCAUGGGAAUGCUCAAGUUGAUGAGAUAGAGGGUAGGUUAAUCUGUAGAUGGAAAUUGACCGUAAUUAGCAAGCAAGAGAGUUACAUAUGGCGCCUCGGGGAACAGGAGGCGGACAAGGAAUUUCAAGUUGAAGAUCGCGAAUUACGAGAGGAUUGGAGGGGUAAGAUUGUGAAGUUGGCUGAAAUACUGAAAGUUACAUCUAGGGAGCAUAUACCGCCCCAGAGGAAGCCGAGAUAUGUUGAGGAAAGUGUAAAUUCCGACAAAGUGGCGAGCCCUGAGAUAGGAAGACGGGCCGAAGGCAUAAAGGAAACACACCACACUGAGAUUGUGGCCAACGGAAGUAGUAUUGAGCUCAAGGAAACAUGCUUUGAGUCUUAUCCACGAGGUGAUUUAUCUGUUCUUGGAAGAAGAAGGUACGAGGCCACGGUGGACUCCCGAACACCUUCAGGCAGGUUUCUUGGUCAUUUCCAAGGAACGUAUACACCCAAUGCCUUCUCCUUACCUUCUUUAUGCAACAGUCCAUCAGGCUUCACAGGAAUAUUCUCGCAGACCUCGAGGGCAUCAUCUGUCGUUUCUACACCGCGAUCGUUUUCUGAUUCAUUUGGAGGUUCGGAUGAUACCUGGAGUCCGGAUAAGGUCGAUUCCCUUAGUGGAUUUGAACUUCUUGGUAAAGAUCUUGGGUGUUUUAUGCCCCUAAGAUACGACAAUUCAAGGAGGCCUUCCCUGCUUGUGAAUAUGACCUCUCAAGGAAGCUCUCAUCGAGGCAGUUCUGAAAAUCGUGGAGCUUUCGAAACGUUUGAUAAGGUCCUAAAAGAACCGCCCCCUCCUCAACCAGCUUUCGCCCCACGAUCGAUAUCACAGAAAAAAAGGUAUCGGUUCGGGGAUGCCUUCUGCGGUGGCGGCGGCAUGUCCUCCGGUGCCCGCUCCGCUGGCCUGAUCAAUGCAUGGAGUUUUGAUUUCAAUCAGGAUGCAAUAAAUACCUACCGUCGAAACUUUCCCGACUGUGAAACAUACUACGCAACAGCCAAUGAUUUUGUGACCUUUCCUCCGGAAGAGCUACUCGUGGAUAUCGUCCAUCUCUCUCCGCCGUGCCAGCCCCAUUCACCCGCCCACACAAUCGCAGGAAAGGACGAUGACCGAAACGAGGCAUCUCUGUUUUGCGUCAAAGAGUGCCUGGAAGCUGCCAGACCAAGGAUGGUGACAUUGGAGCAGACGGACGGGAUCCUGAAUCGGCAGGAAUGGUUCCGAAGUUUGGUGCUGUGUUUCACUGAUCUAGGCUUUUCGGUCAGCUGGAAGGUGCUACAUGGUGUAGAAUACGGUGUUCCGCAGACUCGAAAGCGACUAUUCUUAUUAGCAGCGAGUCCUGGGGAAGUUCUCCCCCAUUUCCCAGCGCCUAGAUACGCCCACCCCAGGGUCCAGGAAACUAGUAAGUUGACACCACCACGCACAGUCCGAGACGCCAUAGGUUCCAUUCCAUACGGUGUGACCAGUCAUGAGCCCACCCCGUUCCCGGGCGGAUUCCGACCAUCACCUGUCGACUUUGACCAGCCGCUCAGAGCCACGAUCCUGGCCAGCGGAGGCCCCUAUGAUGUGCAUCCGAGCGGGUUACGGCCAUUCACGCCCAGGGAACUGGCGUGUCUACAGACAUUCCCGAUCACGCAUGACUUCCAGGGGAGUCCCUGUCAGAGGAAGAAGCAGAUUGGGAAUGCGGUGCCGCCAAAACUGGCGGAGGCACUCUUAAAAGAAGUGAAGAGGACGUUGGAGAGAGUUGAUAAAGAGAGGGAGAAGGAGAGGAUUGAGAAAGCUAAAAUGACUGUUUUGAUUGAGGUUGAGGAAGAUAUCAUUUAUGGGGGGAGUAAAAGGGUUGAAAAUCCUAUGGAGGAAAUGUUUCCGGAUAUCAUUUAUAAUAAAACUGUCAAGAAGCCGGUCAUUACCAUCCCAGCACCAGUACCAGCACCAGAAUUAGUACCGGUACCGGUACCAGCACUAGACCUGUUAGCAGCACCACUGCCGGCACCAAUACCGGUACUAGUACUAGAUCCCGAGCCAAUAAUGGCACUAGCAGGAGCGCCGGGACCAACGCCAACAGUACCAGCCUUAGUCAUAACUGACGAAGAUGAAGUCCAGAUAGUGUGUGUGCAAAAGAAGACGAUUCCGGUCGUGGUUGUAGAUUAG